Sphaerodactylus townsendi is the source of this 6903-nucleotide messenger RNA. It is a transcript of the gene ZFYVE9, whose product is annotated as zinc finger FYVE-type containing 9. Lineage: Eukaryota; Metazoa; Chordata; Lepidosauria; Squamata; Sphaerodactylidae. The transcript has 20 exons. Gene Ontology annotation, molecular function: metal ion binding. Gene Ontology annotation, biological process: endosomal transport. The record is from RefSeq and is a predicted model, not a curated record. The coding region runs from base 514 to 4779 and encodes 1421 amino acids. Gene Ontology annotation, cellular component: early endosome membrane.
CCUCGGAGUCAGCGAGCGAACCAGGCAGCAGCGGGCAGCAGUCCUGGCUGUUGGGGACGGAGGGAGGCCGGGCAGGCGUCGUGCUGGACCUUGCUGCUGCGUGAGAGGCCCGCCCGACAGUGGAGUGAUCGGCACUCAGGGGUCCCUUCAGCAAUGCAGGCCCUGCUGCCGCCGCCGCCUCUGCCUUUCGAGAGUCAAGUAGAACAUACAGAUUCAACUCAACUAGCUGACUGUGCAGAGUACAUCAUGGAUAGGUGCUGCCUCUCCUGUUUCUUAGUGCAUGUAUAGGAAAAAAAGUAGAAAAUUGGAAGAUACACUUCUGUGUGCUGGAAGGGAACUCGGACUUGCUUGACGCAGCACUUCUACAUGUUGGAAAAAGGCGUUGGAGAUUUCACAUUACUUGAGAUGAUGGAUUGUCCUUUUAUCAUUCUAUCAGUAAAAGUGUCUGGAGUCUGAAGUGGAAUGGAAACAUAACAAGGUUCAGAGAAGGAUCUGGGUGACAUUUCCUGACAAAUGGAGAACUAUUUUCAAGCAGAGGCUUAUAACCUCGAUAAAGUUUUAGAUGAAUUUGAACAAAAUGAAGAUGAGGUUGUUUCGCCUACAUUGUUGGAAGCAAAGUGGAAUCAAAUAUUGGAUCCCCCUUCUCAUCGGCUGUCUUUUAACCCAACUCUGGCGAAUGUGAAUGAAUCAAUUUCUGAUGAAUGUCCACAGAAAUUAAAAUCGUUAUCCCUGUCUCAUUUAGGCACUUCAUCAAUAGAAGGGGAUUUUUGUUCUAAUGGAAAUAAUCUUCAUAUAAGCUCAGAGAGCCCAAAUGUGUGGACUGAAGAUCAGAUGACAGCAGACGAUCAGCUUGUUAGGAAAAAUAGUCAUCAGAAUGCUCAGUGUAAUUCUGUGAAUAAACAAGAAAAUAAUUUUUUUGAAACAGCUGGUUUAUCAGAGGAGAAAAAUGUUCUAGUUGUAGCAGUCAUGCAUAACUGUGACAAAAAAACACUGCAAAGUGGUGAUUCAUUGGACUGUAAAAACUUCAGCAAUCCCUCCCUAAUGGAUACUGUUAGCUUUGUACUGGACAAUGAAACCCAACAAACUGAUCACCUUAACGUGUCUGUAAAUGGAAUAACUGAGAAAGAUGCAGAUACUGAAAAGGAAACAGUACAAGAAAACAAGCUGCAUACAGAAGAUUUGGUUAAUCAUUGUAGUGUUGCUGCUAUUUCUGACUGUCUAUCCAGUGAAGAUUCUUUUUCUCAUUUCAAGGAGGAUGAGAAUACAAAUGAAGACCUUCAGAUCUUAGAGUUUCCAGCAGCAAAUGUAAUUACCUUGCAUAGGCCACCUGGCAGAAUCAGUAAAAUGGAAGAAAGUUGUGGAUCAGGUGAGGGUUUUGAUAUCUCUGCUGCCUCUGGAAGAACUGAGCUAGAAACAAGAAGCAAUUCCCCUGGUUCACACAGUGGGGAUUUCUUCAGAGAGAUUUCUGUAGUAGAUCAAAUGACCCAAAAGUGUCAAUCAGGGGUAUCUGAGAUUUCUGACGCUUCUCAGUGUGAUUCGUGCAAAAGUGACAAUCACUGUGAGUGUUUGGACAGACGAACAACUUGUGAUGAAAAUGCAUAUGAAAAAGAAGCUGACAAAAGUGAAAGAAUUCUCAGCACAGCAGAAUUGCUCAGCAUGGCCGAGUGUUUUUCUGAAUCUCAGGAGAUGACUAAUGGGGAACUGAUUGAACAAAAUGAGAUGAAUAAUAAACAAACAUGCAGGGAGAAUGAAGUACUAUUUCAUAUAGCAAAACAUGAGGAGGUAUACAGUAGUAAUGCUGAUAACUGUGAAGGCAUGACAGAAGGAGAUACUGAUGUAAAAGGAAUGUAUAAGGACAAGCUUGAAAACUCCAGUCCUCCUAGUUCCAUAGGUACAUCAGCAUUAAGUAAUUUGCCUAAUGGUUGUGAUUCCUGUGGAAUACAAAAUCCAAUUCUUGCUCAUAUUCCAAAGACUUUACCUUCUAAGGAAGACUCUGUGACUGAGGAAAAGGAGAUAGAGGAGAGCAAGUCAGAAUGCUACAGCAAUGUUUAUGAACAAAGAGGCAAUGAGACCACAGACAGGAGUGGUCUCAUUUUGAACUGCACUGGUGACCAAAUGAAAAAAAAAUAUUUACACAAUUUCUGCAGACCAGCACCAUCUGAACCAAGUGAAACAUCACCAAAACUGUCAGCUAGUCUGCAGCCUCUUAGUGUUCCUUUUGGUGGUGCCCGACCCAAACAGCCUACCAAUCUUAAACUACAAAUUCCAAAGCCAUUAUUGGACCAUUUACAAAAUGAUCUCGUUCCCCCAAAUUGUGGAGGUAACAGUAAAAAUAAAAAUGAUAUAUCUGGAAAAGGAAAACUUGGUGAAAGCUUAGCACCAAAUAUAUUUUCUGAUGAAACAUCACUGAAUGCAUCUCUCAUGGAUACUGGUGGGGAGCAUUCGGUUGAGUAUGAGUCUGGGGUUUCUAGUAAUAUGUGCCUUGCAGCAGCCUCGGAUAGUCCUGAUAACGAUGUUGGAGCUGGCCAAUUUGGCAUUCCUGUAAGAAAGCCAUUUACUACUUUGGGUGAAGUGGCUCCAGUUUGGGUUCCAGAUUCUCAAGCACCUAACUGCAUGAAAUGUGAGGCAAGGUUUACAUUUACAAAAAGGCGGCACCAUUGCAGAGCCUGUGGAAAGGUCUUUUGUGCAGCUUGCUGCAGUCUGAAAUGCAAACUGCUGUAUAUGGACAGAAAGGAAGCAAGAGUGUGUGUAAUUUGCCAUUCAGUUCUAAUGAAUGCCCAAGCCUGGGAGAACAUGAUGAGUGCCUCAAGCCAGAGCCCUAAUCCUAAUAAUCCUGCUGAGUACUGUUCUACCAUUCCUCCCUUGCAGCAAGCCCAGGCUUCUGGAGCCCUGAACUCUCCUCCACCUACCGUUAUGGUACCUGUGGGAGUCCUAAAGCAUCCAGGUGCAGAAGUGGGUCAGCCCAGAGAACAAAGACGUGUUUGGUUUGCGGAUGGCAUAUUACCCAAUGGAGAAGUUGCUGAUGCGGCCAAGUUGACUGUGGCUGGAACAACCUCCACAGGAGCAUUAGCAGUGUCACAUGAUCCAUGCAAGCCUAUAAACAACAAUACUUCACCUGCAGAGACUGAAAACACACUGACAUUGUCAAGAAGUGUAACUCAGGUUGGAAGUCCAGUUGGCAGUGCAAUGAACCUUAUUCCAGAAGAUGGUCUUCCUCCAAUUCUCAUCUCUACUGGCGUAAAAGGAGAUUAUGCUGUGGAAGAAAAACCAUCUCACAUCUCAGUGAUGCAGCAACUAGAAGAUGGUGGCCCGGGCCCUCUUGUGUUCGUUUUAAAUGCAAAUUUGCUGUCCAUGGUUAAAAUUGUGAAUUAUGUGAACCGGAAGUGCUGGUGCUUUACUACAAAGGGAAUGCAUGCUGUAGGCCAGUCAGAAAUAGUCAUUCUUCUCCAGUGUUUACCUGAUGAGAAGUGUUUGCCCAAGGAUAUCUUCAGCCACUUUGUUCAACUUUAUCGAGAUGCCAUGGCAGGUAACGUUGUGGGAAAUUUAGGACACUCAUUUUUCAGCCAGAGUUUUCUAAACAGUAAGGAACAUGGUGGCUUCUUAUAUGUUACACCUGCAUACCAGUCACUGCAGGACUUGGUGCUCCCCACUCCACCCUACUUAUUUGGGAUUCUUAUCCAGAAAUGGGAGACUCCAUGGGCCAAAGUCUUUCCCAUCCGAUUGAUGUUGAGACUUGGAGCUGAAUAUAGGUUGUAUCCUUGCCCGCUUUUCAGUGUCAGGUUUCGGAAGCCAUUGUUUGGAGAGACAGGCCACACAAUUAUGAACCUUCUUGCAGAUUUCAGAAAUUACCAGUAUACAUUGCCAGUUGUCCAAGGUUUAGUGGUUGAUAUGGAAGUGAGGAAAACUAGCAUCAAAAUCCCCAGCAACAGAUACAAUGAGAUGAUGAAAGCCAUGAAUAAGUCCAAUGAACAUGUUCUGGCAGGGGGAGCAUGCUUUAAUGAGAGGGCCGACUCUCACCUUGUGUGUGUACAGAAUGAUGACGGGAACUACCAGACCCAGGCCAUCAGUAUUCAUAAUCAGCCACGGAAAGUGACCGGAGCCAGCUUUUUUGUCUUCAGUGGAGCUUUAAAAUCUUCUUCAGGCUAUCUUGCAAAGUCCAGUAUUGUGGAAGAUGGUGUCAUGGUCCAGAUAACAGCUGAAAAUAUGGACUCCCUGAGGCAGGCUCUGAGGGAGAUGAAAGACUUCACUGUUCCUUGUGGUAAAAUGGAUGCUGAAGAGCCACAAGAGCAUGUGCACAUUCAGUGGGUGGAUGAUGACAAAGACUUCAACAAGGGCGUUGUAAGCCCCAUUGAUGGGAAGUCCAUGGAGUCUAUCACAAGCGUGAAGAUAUUCCAUGGCUCAGAGUAUAAAGCAAAUGGGAAGGUCAUUAGAUGGACAGAGGUUUUCUUUUUGGAAAAUGAUGAGCAACAUAAUGACUUAAGUGACCCAGCAGACCAUAGUAGGUUGACUGAGAAUGUGGCCAAGGCUUUCUGCUUGGCCUUGUGCCCUCACCUGAAACUGUUGAAGGAAGAUGGGAUGACUAAACUGGGCCUACGGGUUACACUAGAUGCUGAUCAAGUUGGCUACCAGGCGGGAAGUAAUGGCCAGCCACUGCCCUCUCAAUAUAUGAAUGACCUGGACAGUGCCUUAGUUCCAGUGAUUCAUGGAGGGGCAUGCCAGUUGAGUGAAGGCCCGGUCAUAAUGGAGCUCAUCUUCUAUAUUCUGGAAAACAUCUCAUAGGAGGACUUCAUUUUCUGUUCAGACCUGUUCCAGCAGCAGUUGUAUCUGAAUCAUUUUGCACUUUAAAACUGGAAAAUUAAGCUUUUUGUUAACACUAAUGUGAGGGGGUGGGAAUGGGUGAGAACAGUUGUUCCAUAAUUUUGAAUCGUCUAUGCAUUUGUCAAUGAACAGGAUCAGGGCAGCUUCUAUACUAUAAAAUGGCUAUGCUAUCUUUGCAGCUAAUAUACUUCUGUUACAGUUUAGAAACCAAGGAUCGUUAAGUUUUAAGACAAUUGCAGUCAUGUAUUCAAUGCUCAGACAGCUGCAGACAUCACUAGGGCAUGAAGAAAAGAAGAGGAAUUAUCAACAUUUGUAAUGUUUGUAGAUGAACACAUGAAGAAACAAUCAAGACCUCCAUUCUGACCUCAUUAUACUGCCGUUUGAUUAAUUUCUCUAGAUAUUUAAAUAGUAUCGUUUACAUUUAUUUUUGACUAGAGUAUUGGUCAAAAUACCUCUAAGACACAGUGCGAUAUUCUGUAGAGAACAAGCAGUAUGUCCGAGGGUACCCCCCAGUUCUGUCCAAGGAAAACAGAAGUAUCUCUCUCUGGAAGCAGUAUGUAAAUUUAAGCUUGCAUUAGUGUGUGUGUGUGUGUGUAUGUAUAUAAAUAGGAUAGCUCUAUCUUAUUUUUCUUUAAACUGUCCCUUCAGAUUGACAACUUGGCAAACAGCUGCAUCAAAGUUUCCUUCUCUAUAAAUUGCAAAAUAAUCUGCCACAGGCAUGAGACUUGUUAGCCUUCAAGAGCAGUUACGUGAUAUGCCUAUUACUUCCCGUUGGUCUUGCUUUCUUUUUUAAAAAAAAGAUGACAUCCUCCCUUGAGUGGUGUGUACUGUUCCUGUAUUAGCCCUAACCUUAAGCCUGCACUUAUCUAACACUUGAUAGUAGCAGCACCACCAUGUAAAGCUAGCCUGUGAGAACUAGAAUAGUGUGGCUGCUAUUGCAUGUCUGCCUUGCACUCUGCCUCGCCCAAGAGGAGAGCAGCUCGAGCCCUCUUGCUGCAGCUUACAAAAACUGGUACUAAGGGAAAACGUUAGAUCUAAUUUUCAUCCUUGAGAAAUUGACAAUGAGUGGGAAAAGCUGUACAAAACAGAAAGCAAGCUUAGGCCUCCCCGAAACUCCAGCUGCUUGUCUGAUUAGUUACCACCCAGCUCCUGGGAGAUAACAAAGAAAUUAGGUUUACAGAUCAAGGUCAAACAUCUGAAAAUGGAGCAGCAUCUGUGGUAGUCCUUCUUGCAUCAGUGAGUAGACAAUAAUUGCAACAGGUCUACUCCAGAAAAUUGCAUUUGUAUAUAACAAUAUCAGCUAUGGUAAAUUGCAAAGUAUAGUUCAGUGUACCUAUAGCUCCUUUUGUAAGUUGCUACCGCUUGCCUAAGAUUAGUAAAACCCUGCUAAAAGCUUAUGCCAGACUGCAGCUGAGACACUGAGGGAGUCAAGGGUGUUAGAAUCAGGCCCAAAAAUAAAGGGCAGAAGUUAAUCCCAUUAAAAUGAAUCCUUGUUUUGAAUGGCUGGCCACGUUAUAAAUAUAGUUGAAGUUCUUAGACUGCUGUAUCUGCACAAACUCAGGUGCUCAACAUUCUGCUGUUCAUUAGGAAGCACCUAGGAAAUCCUCUGCAGAACAAAGGUCUUACCCCUGCAGAUUAAAGCCAUCUUACAUGUCCUGGUUGGCUCUUACAGUUUCCUCUUUUUGCAACAGUCAGGAGUCAGUUUUACUCACGAAAUAUCCAAAAGAACUACAUAGAUGCUGUAGCUUUACUUCAAGAGAUGGCAUUCCAGUUUUACCACAGAAGCAGUUUUAUUCAGUACCUUUAGGCUUGCUUUAAGUUAUUGAUGGUGAGGAAACCUGAGUGAAGUUUUCCUCCUUUCUCCUACAAAAAUCACUUGUUUGGGUUAUGUUUGUGCAAAAUGGUAUUGACUGGUUUGCUUCAACCAUAGCCUUUAAAAUGACCUUAAUUACCAUAUUGUUAAGAAAUGAGUACUUGUUUAAAGAAAAUGUACUUUUAAAAUUCAGUUAACACUGCAAAAGACUGCAUAUUAUAUUUUUAUUUUCAACAUGUAGUUUUGUAUAUUAAAUUUAUUAAAAUUAAAAA